AUGGGAGCCCCACCCGGCCUCUCCACCUCACCGCCGCUCCACGCGACCCCGCUCGCGGCAGACCCAAUGCCCGCCCAGAAGCGGUUCUUGGUCGCAGAAGCCGCCGUCGAUGGCGGAUCGAGCGGCAGCCGGAUUGGGGGAGCAGCCGGCGCCGAGGAGAAGCGGGGCGUCGCGGCCGGCCCGUGCGACGGCACGAGGGAGCGGGGGCGGCGGAUCCGGCGGGGGAUGGCGCGGGCGCCGGCGUGGAGGGAGGGAGCAGCGCGCCGCCGUGGGACACCGGAGGGGGCCCAUCACCACCGCAUCAAUGGGAUUGGGGAGGGCCAUCAUGGCUGGAUGCGCCGAGGGAGGGAGCGCCGCCACCUGCUUCCCAUGCUUGAGAUCCAUGGGGGAGAGGGCCCGCUGCUGGGCGAGGCGCCUCGACGAGCCUCCGUCUACCGCUCCAAGGACCCCUCCGUGCCGGCGUCCGAGCUCACCGAGACGUACUGGAAGUACUACGGUGCCGCGAGCGCCGUCGGGGCCGCGCUCGCGUGGGCGUGGCUCGCGACGACGGCCUGGAGGAAGGACGGCGGCAAGGUGGUCAUGCGGACCGCCGUGCACUGCCUCACGGCCUACCUCGCCGUCGUCAGCGUCCUGAGCUUCUUCUGGGGGAAGCACUUCUUCUGGGGCAUCACCCUGGCCGUCGGCGCCGGCCUGCACUUCCUCUACGUCAUGUCUAUGCUCGAUAGGUAUAGCUCACAACAACACUAUGUUCUGAAUUUGUUUGUAAAAAUUGCCUAUUCCGUCUCAUUUCGGACGAAUUUGGACUCUAGUCCGAGGAUGCUGAGCUACGACUUCCUGGACGUGGCCUUCAGCCCCUACAGCGACUACUGGCGCGAGAUGCGGAAGCUCUUCAUCCUGGAGCUCCUCAGCAUGCGGCGCGUCCAGUCCUUCGCCUACGCCCGGGCCGCCGAGGUGGACCGCCUCGUCUCCUCCCUCGCCACCAGCUCCCCUCCGGGCGCCGCCGUCGACCUCAGCGAUAAGCUGUACGCGCUCUCCGACGGCGUCGUCGGCACGGUGGCGUUCGGCAAGAUGUACGGGUCGGCGCAGUUCGAGCGGAGCAGCUUCCAGCGGGUGAUGGACGAGACGCUGCGGGUGCUGGGGAGCUUCACGUUCGAGGACUUCUUCCCGGCGUCGAAGCUCGCCCGGCUCGCCGACGUCCUCACCGGAGCUGCCGCCCGGAGGCGGCGCCUCUUCCGCCAGAUCGACCGUUUCUUCGACUCGGUCAUCGCUAAGCACCUCGAGCCCGAGAGGCUGCAGGUCGGCGUGCAGGAGGACAUGGUCGACGCGCUCGUGAAGAUGUGGAGGGAGGAGCAGGCGGAUGGUGACGACGCUCAUGGAUUAACGCGUGAUCACAUCAAGGGAAUCCUCAUGGACACAUUUUCAGGUGGCAUCGACACUUGUGCUGUCACGAUGAUCUGGAUCAUGGCCGAGCUGAUGAGGAACCCUAGGGUCAUGCGGAAAGCGCAAGCCGAGGUGCGCGGCUUGGUGGGAAACAAACCAAGAGUGGACGAAGAAGAUGUCAAGAAGCUCAGCUACCUCAAGAUGGUGGUGAAAGAGAACUUCAGGAUACACCCACCAGGGACCUUGUUGAUUCCAAGGGAGACCAUGACGAGCUGCGUGAUCGGCGGCUACGACGUGAUGCCGGGCACAAGAAUCUUCGUGAAUGUUUGGGCGAUGGGAAGAGAUCCUAGCAUCUGGGAUCGCCCCGAGGAGUUCAUUCCCGAGAGGUUCGAGGGCAGCCAUGUUGACUUCAGAGGCUCCAACUUUGAGCUCCUCCCGUUCGGUUCAGGACGGAGGUCAUGCCCUGCCAUCGCCAUGGGUGUCGCUAAUGUGGAGCUUGCCCUGGCUAAUCUGUUACAUUGCUUUGAUUGGCAGCUCCCUGAAGGGAUGAAGGAGGAGGACAUCGAUAUGGAAGAAACAGGGCAGCUUGCUUUUAGGAAGAUGGUGCCUCUUUGUCUUGUGCCUAUUAAGAGAGUAUAA
Molecule: messenger RNA, 2019 nt
Organism: Miscanthus lutarioriparius
Lineage: Eukaryota; Viridiplantae; Streptophyta; Magnoliopsida; Poales; Poaceae
Source: the annotation of a GenBank genome assembly